Messenger RNA from Drosophila yakuba, 2045 nucleotides. RefSeq lists its product as uncharacterized. The record is from RefSeq and is a predicted model, not a curated record. The transcript is spliced from 7 exons. Lineage: Eukaryota; Metazoa; Arthropoda; Insecta; Diptera; Drosophilidae. Bases 13 to 1671 code for a protein of 552 amino acids.
UUUCCGUUAAUAAUGUUGUCAAAGCGUUCCGAUGCGUUGAUAAGCGCUUUCGUUUUGACGCUCUAUUAUGUGGGCGUGGCCGAUGGGAAUAACGCAUCAGACUUUGUGACAAUGGGCGAUCUGCGGAGGAGUAGGCGUGGCCAGUCGCAUUUCUCGCGUCCCGGUGGCAUGAUAAUGGAGGGCAUUGGGAUCCAGUACAGCAUGCGAUAUCAGCCGGGCUUCCAGCUCCACAAACUGGCCCAGCAGCAGGCGGAGGAUGGCGGAGCGGGCGGUAUGGAAAAUCCACCGGCCACGGAAGCCCCAAUGCCCAUGCCCACUCCCGGGACACCUCCACCUGAACCACCUCCCCCAGAACCGGAGGAACCAGAGCCCACGAUACCCAUGCGUCCGACAACCAUUCCAGUGGAGGAACCUUCAGCUCUACCACCAACGAUGAUGAUGCCCACUCCGCCAGGGAUGCAGCCCAGUCCCAAACCCAAGCCCACUGGAAAGCCCUCGAUGAGUCAGCCAGUGCCGACGUCACCAUCCAGCACCAAGAGCUCCAUAAUGCAGCCCCAUCAGACCCUGAAGAACAUCCUCUUCGGUUCGCCCAUCGAGGCGAAUCUCAUCCUGAAAAAACCCAAUGCUCCGCGCUCGAAGGGCAAGGGCUUCCUCAGUCUGUUCGAGGUGAUCAAAUUCCCCAACACGAAGUGCAGCGUGUCCAUGGGCGACAUCCGGAGCAUGGAGGGCGUCUGCUACCACGAGUUCGAGUGCAAGAGCCUCGGCGGGAUUCCCACCGAGAGCUGUGCCGAGGGCGUGGGCGUCUGCUGUGUGUUCGUCAAUGGAUGUGGCGAUGUCACCAGCCAGCAGAUCCUCUACUUCGAGAGCCCCAACUAUCCAAAUGCGGUGCGGGAGAUGAUGAUCUGCGUCCUAAUCAUCAAUGUGAAGAAGGGAGUGCAGCAACUGAGACUGGAUUUUCAGAUGUUCGAGCUAAGUCGCCCCAGCAAUGGUAACUGUGUAGACGAUCAAUUUAUAGUCUCCGGCCACAAUACCAAUUUCCAGAUACCCAUUCUGUGUGGCAUCAACACUGGCCAGCAUAUUUAUAUCCAUGUUGGUGACUCGAACGAGGGCAAAGUGUAUCUAUCGGUCUUUAUGAAGGUCUCGGGAGGAGGACGUUCCUUCAAUAUAAAAGUCACCCAGGUGGACGACGAUCUGGCUCCCAAUAAUUGCCUGCAAUAUUUCCCCGAGGCUGAGGGCAUAAUAAAGUCAUUCAACUAUGAUACAGAUGGCUCCAUUGUGGAUAACCGAGAGGCUACUUACUUUAACAAUUUAAACUACGCCAUAUGCCUAUCCCGAUUGAAAAACGUGUGCAGUGUGGCAUAUAAUACCGAACAACUUGGAGGUGAUCAACCCGACUUUCAAAUCAUCAACAAAGAUGAAGCCGAGAACGAUUUGAUCUCCGAUGGCCAGGCGGGAGCUGGCAUCUUCAACUGUCCGGACGACUUCAUAGCAAUCAACUCCGUUCCCCUUUGCGGGGAGCGUUUUAACGAUGGCCGGGAAAGCGACGACUACACCAUCCAUGCCACUGUCAGGGAUACCGCUGCAGGUCCCAUCAUCCUGCCCUUCCGAACCGAUGGCGAGUAUGUGGGUCGCGGCUUUCGACUGCUCUACAGGCAGGAACUGUGUGCCUGAGAGCCCACUGCGAUGUGCAUGUCGAUCACUGGUUCACAAGAUGCAUAUGUUCCGCAGUCUCUGGAUCUGACUUGAAUGUUCCGUUGUUUGGCCUAGUGCACAGUGGGAAAACUUAUUUACUUCCUAACUUCAGGGAGAGUAUACUACUUGCUUGAUCGGAUAGAUUCAGUUCCCUUUCGAAAUAUAAAAAAAAGGUUUUAUAUUAUAUAUACAAGAAAGUGUACGUCAUAGAUUGGAAUCUAUGAUUGAUUAGAGUGUUAAGUAACUGCGGUGAAGCAUAACAAAAUCAUAACAAUAAUAAAUAUAAAUUUUGGAUAUGAUCUGUGUACCUAGAACAGUCUGAUCGCUUUCAGAUUAAAGAGUUUUCGAAAUCA